Messenger RNA from Lachancea sp. 'fantastica', 2046 nucleotides. The record is from the annotation of a GenBank genome assembly. NCBI's taxonomy places the organism in Eukaryota, Fungi, Ascomycota, Saccharomycetes, Saccharomycetales, Saccharomycetaceae.
AUGAAUCUGACAGAUGAGGGCUCUCAGAUUGGGUCUUCUUCAUCGUCGCACAUGGAAGACGAAGAAAGCGAAGAUGAAUUGAUAAUGAAUGAUCUUGAUGCCAGCUUGGCAAAAUUGGGACGUGGGUUCCCCAACUUCAAUCUUGGAGCGAUCUGGAGCGGUAAUGCGGCCAGUAGUGCUGGGGAUUAUGGCCAUUGGAGCCGAAAAUUCCAGAUGCACGCGUUUUUAAACGAUCUGCAUAAGGGACUCAGUUUUUCAAACGCUGUGACCAGACUUCAAGCGGUCAAAGUACUCACGGAAGAGGCUUUCAAUAACGCCAUGGGAAGCAAGGACGACAGUGCUGGACGGGAGGAGGCUCAGGACCAAAAAAUAGUCGAGCCAGAGGGCCUAGUGCCGGCCGCAAAACCCAAAAAGGCUCCGCCCUACAACGACAUGGUUAUUCCGCAGGACAAAGACCCGCAAAUGCUGGAAGAAGAGCUGCUGCAGCUCACCAAGCUACCCUCGGGACAGGUUCACGACGAGGAGCUGCUGCGGCGCCGCAUUCAGCAUAUCCAGAGUCUCAAGCUUGAACCAGCCAAAACAGCUCUCAUGAUGCAGCGACUUAUGAUGGGAAAGUACGUGGAAGACUCCAAUCGGCAAAGCACACCGGAGGUAGCAUCUCAGGCUCCUGUACAUUCGCACGAUCCUUUAGAGAAGGAGCAGGAGGCCACAUACCAUGAAAGCGGCAAUUAUGGAUGUCCGCACUAUAUGCGAAACUGCAAGCUGCAAUGCCACAAAUGCAGGGGCUGGUACACCUGCAGGUUCUGCCAUGAUGAGUCGCCCAUAGUGAGGAAUUCUCAAAAGCCGCAUUCGAUGGAGCGGUCCAAAACAGAGCGCAUCAUGUGCAUGAGGUGCCAGCACGUUCAAGACCCGCAAAAAUAUUGUCAAAACUGCGACGAAGAGAUGGCCAUGUAUUUCUGUGAGGAGUGCAAGCUAUUCGAUAACGAUGAGACUAAAGACAUCUACCACUGCGAUAAAUGCGGUAUUUGUAGACUGGGAUUGGGUCUUGGAAUCGAUUUCUUUCACUGCGAUGGGUGCCAAGCUUGUCUGUCGAUAGAGCUCCAGGGAAAUCAUAAGUGCAUCGAGCGGGCCACGAUGUCCAGCUGCCCGAUAUGUGGCGAUUUUAUGUUCACAUCCACAAAGCCUGUCGUUUACAUGUCUCCUUGCGGGCAUGCCAUUCACCAGCAUUGUUUUGACGAGUACACGAACCAUUCAUACAAGUGCCCUACUUGCCAAGUCUCAAUAUUGAACAUGGAGGCGCAAUUUCGCGUUUUGGACAAGGAAAUCGAGGAGCAACCUUUACCGUCGCCUUAUUGUGACUGGAUAUGCUACGUAUCUUGCAACGACUGCAAGGCUAAAAGUACUUGCAAAUACCAUAUUCUUGGGUUGCGCUGUGACAACUGCAUGAGCUAUAAUACCACGCAGAUCAAGUUGGUGAAACCUGAAGAAGAAGAGCAACAUCUCGAGAAAGAGGGUCAAGAACAUGGGCAUGACAACGAAAUCGACGAUCUGGCCAAUGACAGAGCGCUGAGAAACCUCAGUACCAUGCGCCAGGAGCUUUUGAGCGGCCAUUUUCAACGAGAAGAGGUAUCGCCUUUGAUUUCGGUAGACAACAACGGCGUUCUUUCGAAUGUCGAAGAGUAUAUGAAAGAGCGCUUUCAAGAUUUACCUGAAGAAUCUACCCAAAGCGGCCGUCGAGGCUCAGGCCAAUACGGGUCGCAAAACGUGUUCAAUGCUGCGGGGUUGUUUAAAUCCAGCGCUGCACUCGGAGACUUAAUCUCAGAGCAUAAUCACAAGAACAAACCGUUGGGUGAGGCAGACACAGUGGAAAGUAAGGAAAUGUUACGGGCACCUUCGUUGACAGAGCGUUUGAGACAAUUUCUCAAUGAUGCGCCUCCGCAGCUGUCAAUAUCAGAUGCAUUUCAAAAAUUCAUACAAACUAGUCAUCAAGGUCUUUCUUCGGGAGACGAAGAUGACGAUUCUCCAAUAAGGACCGAAAACGUAUAG